AUGGAUCUAAGAACCGAACUGUUGAAGUCCAUCUGGUACGCGUUCACAUCACUGGAUGCAGAACACCACGGAAAAGUUUCAAAAUCUCAGCUAAAGGUCCUGUCUCAUAAUCUUUACACGGCUCUGAACAUCCCACAUGAUCCUGUUGCUUUGGAACAACACUUCCAAGAUGAUGACAACGGACCUGUGUCCAGCCAGGGCUAUAUGCCUUACCUCAACAACUACAUCCUGUCAAAGGCCAAAGAAGGGACAUUUGACAAGGAGACGUUUGAUGACUUGUGCUGGAUGAUGACAUCCAAGAAGAAUUACAAGCCUAGUAUAGAGCAGGGGCUGUGCUCUGAGAGAGACUGUUUCAAACUCUUCUGCCUGUUUAACCUACUCUCUGAGGACCACUACCCCCUGGUUAUCAUCCCAGCUGAGGUAAAGUACCUGCUCAAGAAAAUCUCUACAGCAAUGAACCAAGAGUGGAAUGGAAAACUAUUAGAGGACUUGUUAUCCAAGAAGACCAGUUUUCAAGGGGGCAUGUCAGUGUGGGAUUUCCUGGAGUAUGUGAAUGCUGGGCAACUCAUGCAGACAGACAACCGGGAGGUUUUCAGUCUGGCCCUGGACGAUGUUUUCAGGGAGAUGUAUCAUAAUGUGCUUAAAAAGGGGUACAUGUUGAAAAAAGGGCAUGUGCGGAGGAACUGGCAGGAGCGUUGGUUUGUGCUGAAGCCUAGCAGCAUGGCCUACUACGUCAAUGAGGACCUGAAGGAAAAGAAAGGGGAGAUCCAGCUGGAUAAGACCUGUGUAGUGGAGACCCUCCCAGAUAAAGAGGGCAAGCGGUACCUGUUUUGUGUAAAGACCCCUGGCAGGACCUAUGAGAUGAAUGCCUCAGACCAGAAGAUGAGGUUAGAGUGGAUACAAGCUGUGCAGACGGCUAUCAGGUUGACUGCGGAAGGGAAGAGCUCUCUGCACCAGGAGUUGAAGCUGCAAAGACGUGAGCAGAGAGAGAUCUGCAUGAGUGAUCUGACCAGCCAGCAAGAGGACACUAGUCAGUUUCAGCUGCAGGAGGAGAGAGGGAAACCAGGGGUGGACAUAGACACCAUCAUCCAGAACCAUAAGGAGAUGGAGAUACAACGCAAAGAAAGGGAGGAGCAAGAUAAACAACAGCAGAAGGAACUGUGCAGAGAACUGGAAAGGCAACUGGAGGAUUCUAAAAAGGCGGAGGAGAGGAUGGUGGCUGACAUGGCUAUGUUGGAGAGGAAGGUUGAGCAACAAAAACAGACAAUUCAAGACCUUGUACUUACCAAGCAGAAACUGGAAGAAGCCCUGAAGAAUGAAACCCAAGCCCACUUAGAAGAGAAGAAAGAACGCCAAAAAUUAGAGAGGCAGCUAGCUGAGGAGCGGAGGAAAUUGGCUGAAUUACUACAGAAGCUUCCUACAGAGAACAAUCGACAGGAGACACCUCAGCUCACAGAGGAAGACAGCAGCGUCAGUUCUACCUCAUGUGUCCCUCAGCCAGCCGAGCAUCCUCAGACGCUUACUGGAACAGAAAACACCAGUCAGGUUAAUUUGCAAGAAAGUCUUUAUGAUUACAGUCAGCAGACAAAGCAUUGGAAUAUUCAGCUGAAUCGCCUCUUGAAGCCCAUCACACCAGGAGACAAAGUGCCUCGGGUAAAGCCCAGCUGCCCCAAACAGGGCCAAGCCCUCGUCAGCUCAGAGUUCAUUACCAAAUACCAAUCAGCUAUUGAUCAGGAAACACCACAACCCUUCAACCAACCAUCGAACACGGAAGAGGAGGCUUCCCCAGUUCAGUCAGAUCAAGCCAGAACAUCUGUGGAUAAGUCAAAUAUGAACAGCAAUGGACAAGGGGAUGCUCUAACUGAAUGA
Molecule: messenger RNA, 1869 nt
Organism: Chanos chanos (milkfish)
Lineage: Eukaryota; Metazoa; Chordata; Actinopteri; Gonorynchiformes; Chanidae
Gene: def6c
Product: DEF6 guanine nucleotide exchange factor c
Exons: 12
Coding region: 1-1869 (622 amino acids)
Cellular component (GO): cytoplasm; nucleus
Source: RefSeq, a predicted model, not a curated record